AUGCCUGAGCAAGUGAAAGCACCGAAGAAGGGUUCUAAGAAAGCCGUGUCCAAGGCAACCAAGAGCGGCAAGAAGAGAAAGAGGACCAGGAAGGAGAGCUACGCCAUCUACGUCUACAAGGUUUUGAAACAGGUCCACCCCGACACCGGGAUCUCUUCUAAGGCCAUGGGUAUCAUGAACUCCUUCGUCGGUGACAUCUUCGAGCGUAUCGCCGGGGAGGCAUCCCGUCUGGCCCACUACAACAAGCGCUCGACGAUCACCUCCAGGGAGAUCCAGACCGCCGUCCGUCUGCUGCUUCCCGGAGAGCUGGCCAAGCACGCCGUGUCCGAGGGCACCAAGGCGGUGACCAAGUACACCAGCUCUAAGUAA
Xyrichtys novacula (pearly razorfish) is the source of this 369-nucleotide messenger RNA. The record is from the annotation of a GenBank genome assembly. NCBI's taxonomy places the organism in Eukaryota, Metazoa, Chordata, Actinopteri, Labriformes, Labridae.